Molecule: messenger RNA, 1930 nt
Organism: Manduca sexta (tobacco hornworm)
Lineage: Eukaryota; Metazoa; Arthropoda; Insecta; Lepidoptera; Sphingidae
Product: probable methyltransferase-like protein 15 homolog
Exons: 3
Coding region: 109-1449 (446 amino acids)
Biological process (GO): rRNA base methylation; mitochondrial respiratory chain complex III assembly
Molecular function (GO): rRNA (cytosine-N4-)-methyltransferase activity
Source: RefSeq, a predicted model, not a curated record
AGUCAUAGUGACAUAAGACAUUUGACAUGUGUGUCACUGUGUAGUGUGUACGAUCGGUUCAAUAAAUUCUAACUAAAAUUGUAUUAAAAUGAAAUAAUACAUUUAGCUAUGACUACUCAGUACAAGAAAUUUAUAAAACUCAUUGCUAAAUGGCCUUUAGACGCAUCGAAAGGAGACAGAGACCUUGGCAAAGUCAUCCGAGACAAAGUAAAGCUUGCUUUUGAGACCUCAGAGAAGCAGAACUUGGACUCUGAAUUCUGCAAAUCUCAGUACAAUUCCCUCAACAAGUUAGCAGAUAAUUAUUACAAAAACAAAUAUAAAAGAACAAAACAGAGCUCUGCAACUGGCCUUAAUAGCGAGGAGUGCAACCUGAUAUUAUCCAACGAAGUAUUAAAGUUCCUGAAAGAAGAAAACAAAGGUUACUUCAGGAGAAUAUUUAAUAGGGCAGUAGAAUAUAAAGACCAUACACCUGUUAUGUUGAAUGAAUCCAUAAAAUACCUUAAUCCUAAAGACAAAGAGUUGUAUAUUGAUAUGACCUUUGGUGCUGGUGGACACUCCAGAAAGAUUCUGGAGACUGCUGAUUGUAACCUUAUUACUUUAGAUCGUGACCCGACAGCUUACGAACGAGCAAAAAGGCUAUCAGAAGAGUAUCCAAACAGAGUUACACCACUACUGGGUAGGUUUAGUGAAUUACCAAAACUUUUAAAAGAAAAUAAUAUAAGGCAGUCAUCUAUAGAUGGCAUAUUAUUUGAUUUUGGCUGUUCGUCAAUGCAAUUAGAUACGGGAGAAAGAGGGUUCUCAAUAAGCAAAAACGGUUAUCUUGAUAUGAGAAUGGAUGCAGGAAGAGAUCCUUAUCAAAUCACAGCAAGAGAGGUCCUGGCGACGGCAGACGAACAUGAGCUUUACAAGAUAUUCAAGAUAUAUGGAGAAGAGAAAAAAGCGGCCAAAAUAGCACAAACUAUCAUCCAAGCUAGAUACAUGAUUAAAAAUAUAGACACAACGCAGGAACUAGUAGAUUUAGUGAACUCCUGUUGUCCAGAUGAAAUAAGGUUAGACAAAUUACAAAGGCCUCAGUCUAAUGCUACAAAAGUAUUCCAAGCUCUACGGAUCUUCGUUAAUAACGAAUUGAACGAAAUCAAUUAUGGUAUGCUGUUAUCUAGAUACUAUUUAAAAAUUAAUGGUAGAUUAGUUACUAUUAGCUUCCAUUCUUUAGAAGAUACCAUUAUAAAGAGGCAUAUUGCUGGUAACAUUAUUAAUGAAGUUGCAAAUCCAGUGCCUUUAAAGUAUCUAAGUCCGAUGUUGGUUCAAGACCAAGACACGAUAAAUGAAUUCCUGGACACUCCGUGGAAGGCUCUCAAUAAACAUGUGGAUGUACCCACUGAUGAGGAAGUAGACACUAAUCCAAGAAGCAGAAGCGCUAGGCUGAGAGCUGCCAUUAAAAUUAAAUGAUUGAUGAAUAUUUUAGAGCAAAAACAGACUGUUUUAAGCCUGGGCUCUGAACAACUAAGAAAUUAUAGUACACAUUUUGUGUGUCAAUGUCAUAUGAAGUUUCAUAUGUAUAAGGGUAUUACAUAGUUUAAGAUUUAUUUGCCAUAUUUAAUAAUAGUAACAAAAUCCUACAGUUUAAAUGGACAUUUAAACAGAUGAAAAAACAUUUAUUUUUUACUCAAGUAGAGUGUAAGUUGAAGCAUCUUUACAGUUAGUAGUUGGAUCAUAAAUACAAAAAAAAAAUAUAAACAUAGCUUUUACAUUGUUGGAUUAUUAAUUCUUCUGUGGUUUCCUAUAAAUAUACUUAUGCUGUCUGUUACAUAUUCAAUGACCAAAGAAAUUCUAAUUUUUACUAUUUACCUCAUUGCACACAAAAAUGUGAACUGUUGAUUUUUAUUUUGUUUGUAGAUAGAAGUUUGUUAAUUAUAAAAAAUACAUAAAU